AGGCCAGUGCACUCAAAAAAUGGUCUCCAUUCUAUUCUUCCUGGCAACUCUUGUUGCUUCUGCCUUUGCCGAUGGUUAUACCUGUGCAAACAUUAUGAGAAACCCAACUCAGAAUCUUUCGGAGCCCUACUACUAUCCAGAGACAUGGCGGGAAAACAUGGAACCCACCAAAUAUGCACCGAAUCAAAUUUGCAACUGGCAGAUAAAUGUUCCUGAAGGCUUGUAUGCAACUGUGAUUUUUUACAAGAAAACUGACUCCGAGUCUGGAAUUAAGUGUACCUACCCGAACGGUGAACAAGUAUACAUUGAGGACAAUGAUCAGAAUCCGUACAAAUUCACGUAUCCACGAUUCCAAAUUGACUUACAAGUUGGUGAUAAGCAAGGAGAAUUCUCAUUCAAAGUUGUCUGGUCAGAAUACCCUGACGGAAGGUCGAUGUAUAUUGGAUUAGACGGGGUUCACUCUAUAGCCAGUGUUCCCACAUCUUACUACACUACUGUCACGGCUGUGAAUCAAGUGAUGCUAGUCGGCUUCUCAGUUCCAGAUGUACCAUUGGCUCUUCUCCGUCAAUCAGCUAUUUACGAAGGUGGCUAUACAAAUGGAACAUAUCUUGGAAACCUGGUUAAUGCUAGAUCCGGACAAAUUUAUUCAACCAGCAAUAAGCUCGGGGUGUAUACUUUUGGCUUGGAAAAGUUCAUAAAUCAAACAGUGUUUAUGGUCCUGGAUUCAAGAGCUGCUGGAGAUAUCGUUCAGUACACCGGAACGAAUUGUCCAACGGAUCCUAACAAAUCAUGCGGUAUUUUUCUAAAUUCACAGAAAAACGUGUCUGCGGUGGCCACUAUUUCGAGACAACCUGAUUACUUGACUCUUCCGAAGGGAUUUGCAAAUAGCAUCACACUAAAAAUUUACGGAGAAACUAUGGAAGAAAGCAACCUUUUUGCCACAAUCAACUCCAACUACCAGUCAAUGUUCCCACUAAGAGUCACAAAUUCCCUUAAAAUCUAUCACUCAGAUACCGGAUUACUUACGGUUCCAGUUGCCAAAAAUGCUGAUGCUGCCAAAUGGAACUCGGUGUUCGAUGGACGAUACAUCAUUGUUCGAUCAUUCGAUUUCAAUAGACAAAGCUAUGCCCAAGACACAACUGAAACUUUUGUAACUGAUCCAAAUAACCAGAUGUACUUUAAGUUCAAUGUGAAAUAUUUGGAUACUAAUGGACCAACUACAUUGGAUGUUAACGUCUACAAAAAUGGAGUUGCUGUCUUCACAGCAACAUAUACUGCCACAAAUCCCCCAUUGCCUUUCCCGAACGGUAUCUUGGGAGACAAGAUGGAAGUAAAUUAUCAAACUUAUGGAAACUACACUCAAGGAUUCCAAGUUGAUAUUCUCACUACGAAAAAUGGUGAUGCUUCACCUUCUUCACAAAGUCCUGUGAGCACCCCCAGCACUGUCACCAUGUCACCAAGCACAUUGACAACAAAAAUCAUAACUUCAACUAAAUCAGAUUCUCCAACAACAUUCCCAACACUGGCACCGGGAGCAUCCACGACAAUUGGGACUGGAGCCACAAGAGGCACAACACAGAGAUACGAGUCCACGACGAAAAGUGGAAUAAACAAGUUUUCCUUGACUACAUUGGCAAUUGUUGGUUUUGUUAUGCUGGUCUAAUUCACACGAUCUUUUAAAAAUAAUUAUUUGUUGAUAUUUUUUGCAUAAAUUGUUUUUGAAUAAACGAGAUUAUCACGA
Molecule: messenger RNA, 1741 nt
Organism: Caenorhabditis elegans
Lineage: Eukaryota; Metazoa; Nematoda; Chromadorea; Rhabditida; Rhabditidae
Gene: K08D8.4
Product: CUB domain-containing protein
Exons: 9
Coding region: 20-1663 (547 amino acids)
Source: RefSeq, marked reviewed